Molecule: messenger RNA, 1863 nt
Organism: Talaromyces amestolkiae
Lineage: Eukaryota; Fungi; Ascomycota; Eurotiomycetes; Eurotiales; Trichocomaceae
Exons: 2
Coding region: 1-1863 (620 amino acids)
Source: RefSeq, a predicted model, not a curated record
AUGUCAUACUACGACUCCCGCGAUAGUCGGGGCUACCGGGUCAAGCGCGAGAGGUAUUCCCGUCCAGAUGGCGGCUAUGUGGAAGAAACCUAUGUAGACAACCGUGGCGGUUAUCCCUAUGACUACGAUACACGUCUUGUUCGCCGUCGUGGAGACAGUGAAGAGUCUGUUGUUGAAGAAGUUUCUAGAGAUUUCCCGCCCGGUGAGUCCUACUAUGGUUACCCUGGCCCCCGUCGGGCGGCAACCGUUCGUGAGGGCGUACGCAGAGCACGCUCUGCCGGUCGCGAUCCUUACUAUGACGAAGAAUACUAUCGCCGCGAAGACUACCGGCCCCGACGAAGCAAGCGCUCCGACGGCCGACGUGACCGCUAUGAACGAUCGACUUAUUCUUCCUCUCGCAGCCCUUCACCUCGUCCCCGUAGACGCAAGUCUUUGGGAGAAGAAGCUCUGGGUGCUAUUGGAGGAGCUCUUGGAAUUAAAGCUGCCCGUGACCGCUCUCGCGACCGUGACCGUGACUCCGACCGAGGCCGUUCUCGCAAAUAUCGCUCAUAUUCAGAUUCGCGCUCACGCAGCCGAGGUCAUCGUGCCAAAAGUGAAGCUCGCAUCGCUCAGGCUAUGAAGGCUGCCUUGGCAGCGGGUGCAGCAGAGGCAUUCCGUGUCCGAAGUACACCCGGUCCUUGGACUGGUGAAAAGGGCAGGCGUGUUCUGACUGCAGCCGUCUCGGCUGGUGGUGUUGAUGGUCUCAUUGACCGCGAUCCCAACAAACACGGCGGCCGCCAUGUGCUAGAAUCUAUUCUUGCUGGAAUGGCUACAAAUCAUCUCGUCAACGGUAGUCGCUCGAAGUCAAGGUCUCGAAACGGCACUCGAGGACGUUCUCAAAGCCGAGGCGGUGUCCGAGACAUGGCUGCCGCUGGAAUACUCGCCGCAGCUGGCAAGCAAGUCUACGACCGAUUCUCCCAAUCACGCGGUCGCGACCGAUCGGGUUCACGAGACAGUCGCGAUGGUGGCCGAGAUUCCAAGAAGCGUGGUUCAAGUGUGUCACGAGCCUUGAACAAGGGUUUGGCGGCCCUAGGACUCGAUGACAAGAAUCAGAGUGACCGAGGAAGAGACCGUUCCACACGGUCCUCGGACUAUUCAGAUUCUGAGGAUGACCGCUCAUACCGGUCAUCUAGGCGGAGAAGAUCUUCUCGCGAUGUACGUUCCCAGCGAAAUAGUAGUGUCAGCGGUUCAACUUCCCGGGCUGUUGCCCAAAAAGACGGAUCUUCAAGGGGCAACAUUGAGUGUCACAGUGAUUGUGAUAGUGAUUCUGACCUUAGCAUUAACAGUGACGAUGAAAAACGCGAAAAGAAGAAAAUGCUCCGCAGAGAGCUUGUUACCUCAGGACUUGCGACAGUGGCCACAAUACAUGCUGCACACGGUGUGAUGAAAAACCUUGAAGCUCAGAAGAAACGACAUGAGGCUGUCAAGUCGGGUGCAAUCAGUAAAGAGCAGGAGCGAACAAUGCAAAGGAAAGCGGAUUUGAAGAACCUGGCCUCUAUCGGUUUAGCUGCUUUGGGUAUUAAGGGUGCCAUUGGCGAAUGGAAGGAAGUACAAGAACAACGAAAAGAACAUAAAGAAUUCAACCACAAAUGCGAAGAACGACACGAAAAGCGACUGCGUCGAGCUCAGAGUGCUGGCGGAAGCAAUAACAAUUCGCAAGGUUCUCGCUCCAGGGCGGCCAGUGCAGCUAGUAUGAGCAUGAAUACUGGGCAUGAUUAUGGACGUGAUUAUGGACACAACUAUGGACAUGAUUAUGGACACCACGCACCGCAUUAUUAUGACGGAAACCCUUAUGGAGCAGGAGAUAUUUCGAUUGAUGUUUAA